Euleptes europaea (tarantolino) is the source of this 1518-nucleotide messenger RNA. It is a transcript of the gene MYLIP, whose product is annotated as myosin regulatory light chain interacting protein. Lineage: Eukaryota; Metazoa; Chordata; Lepidosauria; Squamata; Sphaerodactylidae. Bases 17 to 1381 code for a protein of 454 amino acids. Gene Ontology annotation, molecular function: ubiquitin-protein transferase activity. Gene Ontology annotation, cellular component: cytoskeleton. The record is from RefSeq and is a predicted model, not a curated record. Gene Ontology annotation, biological process: ubiquitin-dependent protein catabolic process. The transcript has 7 exons.
CCGGUGGCCGCUCGGUAUGCGCCCUCAGGACAAGGCAGCGGCCAUGCUGUGCUAUGUGACCAGGCCGGACGCGGUGGUGAUGGAGGUGGAGGUCGAGGCCAAAGCCAACGGCGAAGACUGCCUCAACCAGGUUUGCAGACGGUUGGGCAUAAUAGAAGUCGAUUACUUUGGACUCCAGUUCACAGGCAGCAAAGGAGAGAACUUAUGGUUGAAUUUGAGAAAUAGAAUAUCCCAGCAGAUGGAUGGUCUGCCUCCUUACAGACUGAAAUUGCGUGUCAAGUUCUUUGUGGAACCCCAUCUUAUCUUGCAAGAACAGACAAGGCAUAUGUUUUUCUUGCAUAUAGAGGAAGAUCUUUUGGCUGGUAAUCUUCAGUGUUCCUGUGAGCAUGCAGUUGAAGUUAGUGCACUACUUGCCCAGUUGAAGUUUGGGGAUUAUAAUCAGAAUACUGCCAAAUAUCACUAUGAAGAGUUCUGUGCAAAGGAACUUACUACUGCCGUUUUGGAAAGAAUUACGGCAAAACAUAAGGAACUUGAAGGCCUCAGCCAGGCUUCAGCAGAGUAUCAAGUUUUACAGAUUGUGUCAACAUUGGACAACUAUGGGGUAGAGUGGCAUUCUGUCAGAGACAGUGAAGGGCAAAAGCUUUUUAUUGGUGUUGGUCCUGAGGGAAUUUUCAUAUGUAAAGAUGACUUAAUUCCAUUUAUCAGGAUUGCAUAUCCAGUUAUUCAAAUGGCAACACAGUCUGGGAAAAAUGUGUACUUGACUGUCACAAAGGAGUGUGGCAAUAGUAUAGUUCACCUUUUCAAGAUGAUCAGCACCAGAGCAGCUAGUGGAUUGUACAGAGCAAUAACUGAAACUCAUGCAUUUUACAGGUGCGACACUGUUACUAGUGCUGUCAUGAUGCAGUACAGUCGAGACUUAAAAGGCCACUUAGCAUCCUUGUUCCUGAAUGAAAACAUUAAUCUUGGCAAAAAAUACGUGUUUGAUAUUAAGCGGACAUCAAAGGAGGCUUAUGAUCAUGCAAGACGAGCUCUUUACAAUGCUGGCCUGGUGGAUCUUGUUUCAAGAAGUGACCAGAGUCCACCCAGUUCCCCCCUUAAGACUUCAGAAAGCAGCGUGAACUGUGAUGCCUGUGAAGGUCUCAGCUGCCAGCAGACAAAGGCUCUUCAAGAGAAAUUACAGAAGCUUAAAGAAUCUCUGCUGUGUAUGGUGUGUUGUGAAGAAGAAAUAAAUUCUACUUUUUGUCCAUGUGGGCACACCGUGUGCUGUGAGUCAUGUGCAGCACAGUUACAGUCGUGCCCAGUUUGCAGGUCCCAAGUAAAGAAUGUCCAGCACGUCUAUCUGCCUACCCAUACCAGUCUGCUUAAUCUGACGGUAAUAUGAUCUUUGUGUCAUCACUGGAAGGUGGAUACCAUAUAAGCUUCUUAAUCAUCUUGUACUUCCAAAAUACUAUGUUUACUCCAGCCAUUGAUGGUGUAGGAGAGCAUCUGCCAGCAACUGCAGUCAGAAUGGCCACCAUG